Octopus sinensis (East Asian common octopus) is the source of this 708-nucleotide messenger RNA. Its product is annotated as serine/threonine-protein phosphatase 6 regulatory ankyrin repeat subunit A-like. Gene Ontology annotation, molecular function: protein binding. The record is from RefSeq and is a predicted model, not a curated record. The annotation marks the transcript as partial. The transcript is spliced from 4 exons. NCBI's taxonomy places the organism in Eukaryota, Metazoa, Mollusca, Cephalopoda, Octopoda, Octopodidae.
CAACAGAUCAAUAAACGAAACGUGAACGGUGACACACCUCUACUUCUGGCUUGUCACAGGGGUAACACAGAAGUCAUUCAACAACUUCUCUUGUAUAAACCCGAUGUUAAUCUGGAGAAUAAACAUAAUAACACGCCGCUACACUGGGCCUGCAGUUGGGGAUUCAAAGACAUUGUUGAACAACUCUUGCUGUUUGAUGCCGACGUCAAUAGGAAAGAUAUAUAUCACUACACACCUCUACACUGGGCCUGUGAUAGUGGACAUCUUGAAGUUGUUCAACAGCUCCUAUGGUGGAGCAAGAGCUGUUCAGAAUCUUCAUUAACUAAAGCUGAUGUCAAUGCUGUGGAUUCAGACGAUGUUACAGCUCUACAUGUGGCCUGUGGACUUGGAUACGAAAAUAUUAUUAAAGAACUUCAAAUACCUGAACUUAAAGUCAAUGCGAAAGAUAAAAAGUAUGAAAACACACCUUUACACUGGGCCUGUCGCAGUGGACAUAAACAAGCUGUUCAACAACUUCUGAAUUCUAAACCUGAUGUUAAUCUAACGAAUGCAGAGGGCAACACACCUCUACAUCUGGCAGUUCUAAAUCAACGUUACGAUGUCGUGGCCUUCCUUCUUUCCCAGCCUGAUGUGGAAGUGAAUACCAAGAACAUAAAAGAAACGACACCAUUGUUUGAUGCUGUUUCCCUUAGUCACUUUGGAAUACUU